CCACAGAGUAGAGAUGUCCGAAGCAAAAUGCUAUCCAGCCGCUGAGAAACCUUGUCAGCCAUAUGUGAAGCAGCAAUGUACGCAGCAUCGCCCUUCCCUGUCCAACAGACGCCUCCACAGCUUACCUAGCUGGACUGAAGGACAAUUUUCGGAAGAUUACCUCGUGUCGCCGGAAGACGCAUUGACAAGAACUGUGUAAUAACGGAAGCCUCACGGAUGUCAACCCCAGUUCACUGAUGUUCACGGCGAAUUUUCCUCAGUGUUUCCAUAGCUUCUUCCAACGAUAUUCCCGGGCUCACCCGCCAUGACAGGCCCGGGAAUGGAGCUAAUGACGAUUUGAGCCCUAAUGAUCGUCCUCUACUGCCUUAGUUGGACGAACUCAUAAGAUAAAUUCCCUAGUGAGUGCAUAGUCCGCUAAACUAUAAAAUAGUGCGAGGUUAGUCGGCGUACCAUAGCGUCAGCAGCUUAGUACACCAUCGUGACAAUAGUCCAGAGUCGAGUCGAG
Aspergillus pseudotamarii is the source of this 505-nucleotide messenger RNA. RefSeq lists its product as uncharacterized. The transcript has a single exon. Lineage: Eukaryota; Fungi; Ascomycota; Eurotiomycetes; Eurotiales; Aspergillaceae. The record is from RefSeq and is a predicted model, not a curated record. Bases 14 to 199 code for a protein of 61 amino acids.